This is a messenger RNA of Trichogramma pretiosum, 843 nucleotides long. RefSeq lists its product as uncharacterized. The transcript has 4 exons. NCBI's taxonomy places the organism in Eukaryota, Metazoa, Arthropoda, Insecta, Hymenoptera, Trichogrammatidae. The record is from RefSeq and is a predicted model, not a curated record. The annotation marks the transcript as partial.
AUGAACAUUGAAGAGGAUAUGUCGUUGGAUGUAUGGGUCGUUAAUGAGGAUUCGCAACCAAAUACUGCUGAAAGUUCUCUUUCUAAAAUUUCUCCGCAAUUGAUAGAGAAAUAUUCGAAGCAGGCCUGGUUGGAUGGGAAAUUUUUUGUGCUUGAGGCCGACAAAUCGGAUGUUAAUUCGAUUUGUGGUAAAUGUCAAUUUCCUGAAUGUGAAAAGGAUGUAAGGGGAGCUCCCGAUGUAUCAUCUAACUUUGUGAAACAUUUGAAACGACAUUCAAACGCUAUUGAUGAAUAUAAAGCUUAUAAGCGCUUCAAAGACAGCAAUCCCAAUGCUUCACAAAAAGUCAAAAGAGUGACUUGCUCAUUGGACCAAAAAAAGUUCGAAGAGAAUGUGGUUCGCUGUAUUUUGGACAAUAUGUUAGCCUUUCGCAUUGUGGAAACUGCAUCUUUCAGAGCUAUCUUCAGUGAUCUUGAAAUUAAAUGUGGAGACGAGUCACUGAAAACGUUAUCCAGAGCAAAAGUUGUUAAGACUGCAGACGCGCUCAUAGCAGCUCAGAAAAAUGAAAUUAAAAAUAUUUUAAAGUCGGUUUAUCAUGUAUGCUUAACAGCGGAUAUUUGGAGCUCACCGACUCGCAGUUUUAUGGGAGUCACGGCUCACUGGAUAAAUCACUUAUCACUACUACGAAAAUCGGCUGUUUUAGCGUGUCGAAGAUUUCAAGGCUCUCAUUCACACGAUAAGGUGACAGAUAUUUUAGCAGAGAUUAAUCAAGAAUUUGAUUUGGACAAUAAUAAAGUAAUAGGAACGGUGACCGACAAUGGCUCAAACUUCGUGAAAGCGUUUGAA